UAUCUCUGAGGGUUUUGGAGUGUAUCAUGGUGUUUUCCUGGCAAGGAGGCCCAAGACAGCGGCAACUACUGCUCUGGCUUCUGAUCCUCGCAGCCUGGGAGAGGGGUAGUGGCCAGCUCCACUACUCCGUCCCCGAGGAAGCAAAACACGGCACCUUCGUGGGGCGCAUCGCUCAGGACCUGGGGCUGGAGCUGGCAGAGCUGGUGCCGCGCCUGUUCCGGGUGGCGUCCAAAACACACGGGGACCUUCUGGAGGUAAAUCUGCAGAAUGGCAUUUUGUUUGUGAAUUCUCGGAUCGACCGCGAGGAGCUGUGCGGGCGGAGCGCGGAGUGCAGCAUCCACCUGGAGGUGAUCGUGGACAGGCCGCUACAGGUUUUCCAUGUGGAGGUGAAGGUGAGGGACAUUAACGACAACCCGCCCGUAUUUCCUGAAAGCAAGAAACGAAUAACCAUUGCAGAAUCUAGACCUCCAGAAACUCGAUUUCCACUAGAUGGCGCAUCCGAUGCAGAUAUUGGAGUAAACUCGGCAUUGACCUACCGACUGUAUCCCAACGAUUAUUUCGCUUUGGACACACAAAAUAGUCGUGAGCAAAUGUCUUCAUUAUCACUUAUACUGAGGAAAACACUGGACAGAGAGGAAAUUCAGGAACAUACUUUAUUACUGACAGCCAGUGAUGGAGGUAAACCCGAACUGACUGGCACAGUUCAACUGCUCAUCACGAUUCUGGACGUGAAUGAUAACGCCCCGGAAUUUUACCAAUCCGUUUAUAAAGUGACGAUGUUAGAGAACGCAUUCAAUGGAACAUUAGUGAUCAAACUAAAUGCCACAGAUCCUGAUGAUGGUACAAAUGGAGAUAUAGUUUACUCAUUUAGAAGGCCUGUAUCGCCUGCAGUGGUAUAUGCAUUUACCAUAAAUCCCAACAACGGAGAAAUUAGGACAAAAGGCAAACUAGAUUUCGAAGAAAAGAAAUUGUAUGAAAUAUCUGUGGAGGCAAUUGACAAAGGAAAUAUUCCAAUGGCGGGUCAUUGUACCCUUUUGGUGGAAGUACUAGAUGUAAAUGAUAACGCCCCAGAGGUUACCAUCACUUCUUUGUCACUCCCCAUCAGAGAAGACACUCAGCCUAGCGCCAUCAUUGCCCUCAUCAGUGUGUCCGAUCGUGACUCUGGCUCAAACGGACAGGUCACCUGCACCCUGACGCCGCACGUCCCCUUCAAGCUGGUGUCCACCUACAAGAAUUACUACUCAUUGGUGUUGGACAGCGCCCUGGACCGAGAGAGCGUGUCAGCCUAUGAACUGGUGGUGACCGCGCGGGAUGGGGGCUCGCCUUCGCUGUGGGCCACGGCCAGCGUGUCCGUGGGAGUGGCCGACGUGAACGACAACGCGCCGGCGUUCGCGCAGUCCGAGUACACGGUGUUUGUGAAAGAGAACAACCCACCGGGCUGCCACAUCUUCACGGUGUCUGCGCGGGACGCGGACGCGCAGGAGAACGCGCUGGUGUCCUAUUCGCUGGUGGAGCGGCGGGUGGGCGAGCGUGCGCUGUCGAGCUACGUGUCGGUGCACGCGGAGAGCGGCAAGGUGUACGUGCUGCAGCCGCUGGACCACGAGGAACUGGAGCUGCUGCAGUUCCAGGUGAGCGCGCUCGAUGCGGGCGUGCCGCCUCUGGGCAGCAACGUGACGCUGCAGGUGUUCGUGCUGGAUGAGAACGACAACGCGCCUGCUCUACUGACGCCCGGAGCUGGCAGCGCUGGAGGCACAGUGAGCGAGCUGGUGCCGCGGUCGGUGGGUGCAGGCCACGUGGUGGCGAAGGUGCGCGCAGUGGACGCCGAUUCCGGCUACAAUGCCUGGCUUUCGUAUGAAUUGCAACCGGCGGCGGUCGGCUCGCGCAUCCCGUUCCGUGUGGGGCUGUACACUGGCGAGAUCAGCACAACACGCACUCUGGACGAGGUGGACGCCCGGCGCCACCGCCUUCUGGUGCUGGUGAAGGACCACGGUGAGCCCGCGCUGACGGCCACGGCAACGGUGCUAUUGUCGUUGGUGGAGAGCGGCCAACAGCCAAAGGCGUCGUCGAGGGCGUCCGCAGGCGCUGUGGGUCAGGAAGCGGCGCUGGUGGAUGUCAACGUGUACCUGAUCAUUGCCAUCUGCGCAGUGUCCAGCCUGUUGGUCCUCACGCUGCUACUGUAUACUGCGCUGCGGUGCGCGUCGCCGCACACCGAGGGCGCGUGCGCCCUGGGCAAGCCCACUCUAGUGUGCUCUAGCGCGGUAGGGAGUUGGUCGUACUCGCAGCAGAGGCAGCAGAGGGUGUGCUCUGGGGAGGGCCCACCUAAGACGGACCUCAUGGCCUUCAGUCCCAGUCUUCCUCCUUGUCUGGGUUCUGCAGAGGGAACAGGCCAGAGGGAGGACUCAGAAUGCUUGAAAGAGAUCGUCAAGGACCGUUUGCAAAGCACUCCCAAAUAGAGCCUCUUGGAGAAGGAGAAACUGCUCUCACGCAAAACAGCCUUGAGCUCGCUGACUCCGCCGCCUCGAAAAACCAGAGUCCGGAGGCAGUUUGAUGCAGACACUAUUCCCCAACCUUCCCCUCCUUGUCGUCUCUAUUGCACUCUUGGCGGCUCCUGCGAUACAAGAGGGUGCAGGACAGACUUCAACCCGCAGCAGGACCCAGCGCGGAAAGCUCCGCAGCAGGAUCCAACGCAGAAAGCCCCGCAGCACUUGUUUUGGGGGGCUCCUGUUUCCUUAAGCCUAGAAGGUGUGGUCGCUCACGUUCACGGUUCCGCCUCUCGCCCGGCAGCUCCACGCGGAGUCCCGCCCUCUCCGCGGGAGAGGUGCGCAGGGAUCAGAGCGUCCAGCUCCGACGCGCGGCUCCCAAAGGGUGGCAGGAGGAGCCCAGCGGGGCUCAGCCUCAGUUACCAGCAGUCUGCAGGCAGAGGUUGUGGAGAUUAAGAUCCAGGCAGCCUCAGGGCGUUGUCCUAGAAAUCACCGUUUAAGCAGAGACGAGUUAGUGUCUCGGGGCGUCUCCCAGGCUCCGCCCUGCGCCCGCGGCCAGCGCUGUGGGCGAGACCCCAGCCGGCUGCUACUGGAGACGUGGGCACCUCUCGCGCCUGGGCGGGCAGCCUCGUCUCUGCACCCCUAGGCGGCGCUGCGCUCCUCAACACUCGGCCGGUUCCGCUUUCCCAGACGGCUACCCAGCCUCCAGCCUAGCAAGCCCUGCUCCCAGCUGGCCAGCCCCGGCAAUGCCGGCGUUCGGCAACGGCAAC
Molecule: messenger RNA, 3250 nt
Organism: Cercocebus atys (sooty mangabey)
Lineage: Eukaryota; Metazoa; Chordata; Mammalia; Primates; Cercopithecidae
Gene: PCDHA13
Product: protocadherin alpha 13
Exons: 2
Coding region: 27-2453 (808 amino acids)
Biological process (GO): homophilic cell-cell adhesion
Cellular component (GO): plasma membrane
Molecular function (GO): calcium ion binding
Source: RefSeq, a predicted model, not a curated record